AACUCAGUCACACACACACACACACACACACACAGUCCUGAACUCUCUUACGGAUGAGCUUAUCUGUGUCUGUCACGAGCAUAUAAAGAAAAUCACGGCGUCGCUUCGACAGUGCGGGAUCUUUGGGUUGUGAGGUAUUAUGGGGCGCGCAGGCUGCAGAUUGUGGGGUCCAGCAUCUGUUCUUCUGUGUUUCUGUCUGUUGCAGGCACAGAGUUUCACCCACAUAAAGACUAACCUCUGUAAGUGGUGUGACCACUCGAGUCCCGUAUGUGAAGACAACGUCUGCAUGAGCAACUGCAGUCUGACCUCUUACUGUACUCUGGCUGAAGAAGUGUGUGUAGCGAUAUGGAAGAAGGACAAUGUGAGCGUGAGUGUGCGGACACUGUGUUAUAACCCUCAGGAUAUGCUGGAGAACAUAAUGCUGACAAACUACUCCUCCAAAGAGUGUUUGAUGACACCUCAGCCCUCUGAAGAUGGCCUGCUCUUCAUCUGCGGCUGUAUCGAAGAUCACGAGUGCAACGACAGACUCGUCUUCGAAAAAGGAGCCAAUGGAUUCUCAAAGCUGAAGUCUAAAGACGUCAUACCAGUAGUAGUCAUAAGCCUGGUUCCACCCCUCCUGGUAGCUGUCAUUGCUACCAUGGCUUUUUACCUCUACCGCACACGUCAGCCUGGCAAGAAACCCAAAGACUGGGGGCCACGACGCACCCACUACCAGUGUCUAGAUCCCGCCGAGGGCCAAGUAAAUGGUAGUGAUUACCGCGGCAAGCUGCCGUCCCUCAGUGAUGAUGUCAAUUCGGAAAUCUCAUCGACUUGUGCCAAUAACCUAAACCAUAACACAGAGCAGCUGCCCAUCCAGCUGGAGGCGCUGGUGGGUAAGGGCCGCUUUGCAGAGGUAUGGCGGGCACGGCUCAGUCAUAAUGAGGGUGGGCAGUAUGAAACGGUGGCUGUGAAGAUCUUCCCGGCGGUGGAGUAUUCCUCAUGGUGUAACGAAAGAGCCAUAUUCUCUGACGUCAACUUAAAACAUGAGAAUAUAGUGCAGUUCCUGACUGCUGAGGAGAGAGGCGGUACUGCUAAUGCCCCCCAGAGGCAAUACUGGCUCAUCAUGGCUUAUUAUAACAUGGGAAACCUUCAGGACUUUUUGGCUGGUCACAUCCUUACAUGGACUGAGCUGUGUUCACUGGCAGGCUCUGUGGCGAGAGGCUUGGCACACCUGCAUAGCGAUACAACGCCCUGCGGCACACCUAAAGUGCCCAUCGCCCACAGAGAUCUGAAGAGCAGCAACAUUGUGCUGAAGAACCACAGCGAGUGUGCGCUCUGUGAUUUCGGACUGGCUCUGCGACUUGACCUCUCGCUCACCGUAGAUGAUUUUGCCAACAGUGGACAGGUGGGGACCGCACGCUACAUGGCCCCUGAAGUUCUGGAGUCCAGGGUGAAUCUAGAGGACUUGGAGUCCUUUAAACAGAUUGAUAUCUACUCCAUGGCCCUGGUGCUAUGGGAAAUGGUCUCCAGGUGUGACGUCAUAGGAGAGGUAAAGAGUUAUGAACCCCCAUUUGGCUCCAAGGUGUGUGAACAACCUUGUGUAGACAGCAUGAGAGACCUGGUGUUAAGAGACAGAGGACGACCAGAUAUUCCAGAGAGCUGGACAACACAUCCAGGCAUGCAGCUCUUGUGUGCGACUAUAACAGAGUGCUGGGAUCAUGACCCGGAGGCUCGUCUGACGGCACACUGUGUGGUGGAGCGCUUUAAUACUCUGGCCCAGGAAGAGCUGGAGAACUCCCUCUGCACCCAAGCGCCCAUAUUGCCAUCUACAGAGGACCAAAGCGCAUCCCUUCCCUUCCUUCCUCCCUGCACAGACCACAGCACUGGCAUCCGUCCACAUGUUACUACAUCUGACACGCAGAUCUCCGUUUCCUCCAGGCAACCAAGUCAAAUGUGACCUCUGACCUGCCUGGAAAAAUCAGACUUCUUGUAAUCCAUAUUGAAUCAUUAUGUGGAGCCGGUCUCCAUUUUUCUUUAAACGUUAAUUAAACCAAUGGACAAAAGAGGGUUUCUGUUCUAACAUAUCCUCGUUUACUUGUAUAAUGUUGUUGAAGGAUGAAAAGGCUGCUUUGUGCCAUAAAGAAAAAAAAAACAAACAAAAAAAGCUAACGCAGGUGGAGAGAAGUUAGGGGUACGUGGCAGAAAGCUGCAAACAGCGCAGUUAUUCCGAACAUGUUUUCCCAAAAAUGUUUACCACACAUAAUUUUCUGAUUUACAAUUUUCCAUUGGCCUUUCUGACUCACUCACUCAUGAAAUCCACGUGAUCUCCCCAUAAACUCAGUUUUGGGGGGACUUCAAUUUGAUUAACCACAGAACCACAGACGAUACACUAGCAACAUAACUGCUGUUUUUAGACUUUAAAAAAACAGUUUAAUUUCAUUGCUCACACAGGGUUGUAGUCCUUUCAAAUAAUGUUAGAAUAACUUCAAAAUGUGAUCUGAGCCUUUUGCUAUGGAUGAGUCGCUUUGCACUGACCCUGUUUUAACCACUGACCUGAUUACUUUAAUUAAAUGAGAACUACAACUUAUCAAUGUCCUGCUUCAGAAGUUGAGGAUGAGCCUGAUCAUUCCAGACUUAUUGAUUAUAAUCAAUUAGCUUAUCCUAAUUAAAAGAAAAAAAAGCAACUUUUAAAAGAUUCCUUCGACUCACUUCUAAUGGUAAACAGGAUUCAGUAAGCUUAUGAUUUGUUACAUCAGUGAGCUUGGAGCAAAGCAUGACACUAACUUGUCUAGUUUCUAAAGAGCCUGCAUUUAUACGCUCCAAUUUUUUAAAGCAAUCUGAGGUUCACCCAAAUUCUACAGAGCUACUUUGAGGGACAGGGAAAAUUCAUACCAGAUUGCACACUGGAAAAAGAACUGAUGGAGAUAAAUACUUUCUGUGCGAAUGUCAACAUGAACAUAUGGCAACCUGUUAUGCUUUUUCCAUUACUGGAGAUGAGGCAAACAAAGAUGUCAUUUUGCCCAUUCCUAGUGUGAACUGGCUUCACGGCUGUACAGUAAUCACUUUAUAAAAUGUAUAUGCAUAAUG
Cyprinus carpio (common carp) is the source of this 3066-nucleotide messenger RNA. Its product is annotated as TGF-beta receptor type-2-like. Gene Ontology annotation, biological process: heart development; transforming growth factor beta receptor signaling pathway; cellular response to growth factor stimulus. Gene Ontology annotation, cellular component: signaling receptor complex; plasma membrane. The record is from RefSeq and is a predicted model, not a curated record. Lineage: Eukaryota; Metazoa; Chordata; Actinopteri; Cypriniformes; Cyprinidae. Gene Ontology annotation, molecular function: transforming growth factor beta binding; activin receptor activity; ATP binding.